Molecule: messenger RNA, 2457 nt
Organism: Paramecium tetraurelia
Lineage: Eukaryota; Ciliophora; Oligohymenophorea; Peniculida; Parameciidae
Exons: 8
Biological process (GO): protein dephosphorylation
Molecular function (GO): protein tyrosine/serine/threonine phosphatase activity
Source: RefSeq, a predicted model, not a curated record
AUGGCAUAGAACCAAAUAGUAGGAGCUAUAAAAAUAAAGGAUGGGUUGUUUAUUGGAGAUGAAUAUGCAUCUUAGGAUCGUGAAUUCAUUAUGACAAAUAAAGUCACUCAUAUAAUAAAUUGUGCUGGAACGGAAGUAUAAAAUAAAUGGACAUUGAUGGGUGCAAAGUAUUUAACAUUUAAUUGGUUGGAGUAAGAUAAUGAGGUUUUAUUUGAUGAAAGAAGUGAAAAUGUUAAUAAAAUAUUUACAUUCAUAGAAGAAUGUUUUCAAUAGGGAGAGAGUUGCUUGGUCCAUUCAGUUAGAGGACAGAGUAGAGCUUGUUGUGUACUUGCUGCAUAUUUUAUGAAAAAGUAUUCAUGGACACUGUAUAAAACUCUUGAAUAUUUGAAUUCAAGGAGGCCAGAUCUUGAAAUCAGAGCAUCAUUCUUUUAUCAGCUGAAUGCAUUAGAAAAUAGGAUGACCAAAUAAGGACCAAAAAGAACAGCCUCUUGGAAUGAGUUAACUACUGAUGAAUAGAACCCUUCCCAAGUGCAGGAUGAAUUAAUCAUUAGAAAUACAUUCCUAAAUUCACACAAUGGACCUGUGGAUGAAAUAUAUACAAAUCUCUAAGCAAAACAAGGAGUCUUAGGAAAAGCUACUAAUCAGAAAAUAAAAUGGAAAGAUCAAAUCAAUAAAGAAAAUAUAUCAUUAGCAACCAUUGUAUACUCUGGCUCUCCUGAUUUUGUACCUGUUUCUGAAAUCAAUUUAAAAAUCGAUCCAACCACACCAUCAAUUCUAAAAGGAGCAUAAAAGAACUAAUCUCUAGUAUAACCACCCAAAUAACCAUAAAUUUAGUCCAAUUUUCCAAAGAGUUCAAAUACUGCACCUUAAGUAAGAUCCGCUAGUAGUAAAUCUUAAUAAUAAGAUUAAAGUGAUUUGUAAUUGAAUUCUAACAUUACAUCUGCAAAUCUUACAAAUAAUCCUUCAUUUUAAAAUCUAUUGAUGCAUUGUGCAAUGAAAACGAGAACUCCUCAAUAAUAAUAAGAACAAAAUGCUAAGAAAAACCCUUUAAUUAAUAAUUUAGUUAAACCUUAAAUUGAAAAUCAAAACACCUAAGCAAUUUCUUAAAUUGCAACUAAUUUGCUGUAAUUUCAAGCAUAGGCUAAUCCUGCAACUGGAAUCAGAAGCAAUUCUUUGUAAUAGAAUGAAGACAAAAAAAAUUAAGCAGAAAACAAUACUAACAAUCGACCAAGCUCAGUUAAAUAAAAGGACAAUUAACCUUCUAUUUUAACGAAUUUUUAAGAGUUCAAAAAUUAAGUUUAACAAUCACUUAAUUAUUUUAAUAAAUAAUAAGAGACAAUCUCAAAUAUGGACAAAUAGUCAUUAUAAUCAUAAACUACUCAAUUAACAGCAUAAUCAAAUACAACUUAAUAACAGUUAUUCUUAUAAUAAAAUAAUGCCCAAUAAAAGAGUAAAUUAGAAUAAUUAAUUAGUCCUACAAUGAUUUAGUAAAUGAAUUCUACAAAACAUUCUGAAAUAUAAAAAACACUCACUUAAUCAAUAUCUUAAUUGCAAUCUAGUUAUCAGAAGUUUUAAUAAUUGUAAUAAAAGAAUUAGAUAAAAUCAUCAUAAUCCUAAUCAUGCAUUUAAAAAUAAAAUGCUUAAAUUAAUGAUGUAUCUGUUGUUGCCAAUCCUUCUGGAUUGAAUUUAGUAAAAGUUUAAGAAAGAAGCACUUCCUUAACUAAAAAUUAAGGUAAUGCAGAUUUCAAAAAUAGACCAAAUAGUGCUGAAGUUAAAGAUGGGUUCAGAGCAAUAAAUUAAACAAAAAAGGAUAGCUUAUCUCCAUUUUAAAAGGAUGCAGUCAAAAAAGUAACUUAGUAAGGUCCCCCUUUACCACAAUCAAGCUCUCAAAUUUAUUUAAGAAAUGUUUAAUGUAGAAGAUAGGCUGCAUCAACAUUAAGAAAUUAAUAGAAACCAAAUAAUUCCUUUUAGGAUAAAUAUUUGAACUAAAGUGCAAACCAAGUUCAAAAUAAUAGUAGUUUUAAUAACAAUAGCAAUUCUGCAAUUGAAGCUGAUUAGAAAUAGUCAACUAAAGGGGUAGUUUCAGAUUUAAAUCAAUUUAAAAAGCUCAUAUCUCCUUAAAAUUUAACAAAAAGUCAAGCUUAGUUUGUUAAAAAUUAACCAAUACGAGUUUUAUAAGAACUAACUGAGAAAACAUAAUCAUAAAAAUAAGUGAAAGCAAAAGACAAUAUUUCAUCCACCAGUUUUACGUUGGUCUAAAAACCAUCCACUGUAAACACAAGGACUUUUUCACCUGCCAUUAAAAAUGAAACAAAAAAUAAACCAAAUAAUUCAGCUAAUGUAAGAUAGAAGGUAAGGAACUCUUCUCCUGGAAUAUCAAAAGAUCAAGAUUCCUCUAAUUCAUUAUAAAAUAUAUCAUAAACUUUUUAAGGCAAAAAUAGUUGGAAAAUGCUUUGA